CUGUUGAAUAUGCCGAUAAUACAGUAAUUAUCUCAAACAUCUCAGGACAGGUUCUACAUGUUCUGCCUCAGUUGUUUCUAAAACAGUUCUACCUCUUUCCAUUUCCUGUCUCACCAUUGCCAGACAGUGGAGAUGUUUGAAAUGGUCUUUGUUUACAGGAGACACCAUGAGGAAGUGCAGUCCCUGGACGUUUCUCCCUAUCAUGUACUCUCUCUUCACAGCCGCUGGACUCUGGGUUGUGUAAGUUUCUUAUUUUGUCAGAUUUUUUCCAGAUACUUUUAGCUAUCUCACACACCAUUUGGCUUUACAGCUGUGUGUGUGUGUGUGUGUGACUUUAACUUAAAUGACUUUGGUUAUAGGUAUUUUAUAGCUGUUGAAGAUGAGAAGAUAACACCCCUGAGUUCAGAAUACAAGUAAGGUGGAUUAUAAAUGAAAAAGUAGAAAUAUGUUAUUCCAGUUAUUAUGACCAUGCACCAUUUCUAAAUAUUACAUGUAAUUUUUCACAGGCGAUCUGGAACUAAAUCCCCUCCAUAUAUAAGGUACACAGCCUAUGAGUACCAACCUAAUUGGUUACUGAUCUUUACCUAGGAUUUGUGCUUCCUGUCAAUACAAUUGUCUCUCUCUCUCUCUCUUUCAGCAUUGCAGGCAAUGCUCCCCCAGCCAGCUGUGUAUUUAGCCAGGUUAUGAACCUGGCUGCCUUCGUAGGUAAGCCUGAUGCAUGUUCUCCUAUCAUUUGUUAUACAAAGUUUACAUGUACAUGAAAACAUGGUCAACAUUGGACAUUGUACCAUAAUAAUGGCAGGAUAUGAGAUGCAGGAUAGAGACAAGAAUAGAAACAACAGGAGCAUAUUAUAAAAUGGGGAAGUACUGUCUAUUGAUUUGGAUGGAUUUACAGUCAGCAGUUCCAGUGGCAGAACAUGUAGUGCUCAUUACAAACAGUUAUUGAUGGUGUUAGUAUUGAGCUGAAACAAAGGCCUGCACACCCUGUGGGUCCCCAGGACCAGGAAUGACAUGUGGUCCUCUGUAGCUCAGCUGGUAAAGCACGGCGCUUGUAACGCCAAGGUAGUGGGUUCGAUCCCCGGGACCACCCAUACACAAAAAUGUAUGCAUGCAUGACUGUAAGUCGCUUUGGAUAAAAGCGUCUGCUAAAUGGCAUAUUAUUUAUUAUUACACUGCUCCAAAAAAUAAAGGGAACACUUAAACAACCCAAUGUAACUCCAAGUCAAACACACUUCUGUGAAAUCAAACUGUCCACUUAGGAAGCAACACUGAUUGACAAUACAUUUCACAUGCUGUUGCGCAAAUGGAAUAGACAACAGGUGGAAAUUAUAGGCAAUUAGCAAGACACCCCCAAUAAAGGAGUGGUUCUGCAGGUGGUGACCACAGACCACUUCUCAGUUCCUAUGCUUCCUGGCUGAUGUUUUGGUCACUUUUGAAUGCUGGCGGUGCUUUCACUCUAGUGGUAGCAUGAGACGGAGUCUACAACCCACACAAGUGGCUCAGGUAGUGCAGCUCAUCCAGGAUGGCACAUCAAUGCGAGCUGUGGCAAGAAGGUUUGCUGUGUCUGUCAGCGUAGUGUCCAGAGCAUGGAGGCGCUACCAGGAGACAGGCCAGUACAUCAGGAGACGUGGAGGAGGCCGUAGGAGGCCGUAGGAGGGCAACAACUUCGCCACUGGCGCCCUGUGCUCUUCACAGAUGAAAGCAGGUUCACACUGAGCAUGUGACAGACGUGACAGUGUCUGGAGACGCCGUGGAGAACGUUCUGCUGCCUGCAACAUCCUCCAGCAUGACCGGUUUGACGGUGGGUCAGUCAUGGUGUGGGGUGGCAUUUUUGGGGGGGCCGCACAGCCCUCCAUGUGCUCGCCAGAGGUAGCCUGACUGCCAUUAGGUACCGAGAUGAGAUCCUCAGACCCCUUGUGAGACCAUAUGCUGGUGCGGUUGGCCCUGGGUUCCUCCUAAUGCAAGACAAUGCUAGACCUCAUGUGGCUGGAGUGUGUCAGCAGUUCCUGCAAGAGGAAGGCAUUGAUGCUAUGGACUGGCCCGCCCGUUCCCCAGACCUGAAUCCAAUUGAGCACAUCUGGGACAUCAUGUCUCGCUCCAUCCACCAACGCCAUGUUGCACCACAGACUGUCCAGGAGUUGGCGGAUGCUUUAGUCCAGGUCUGGGAGGAGAUCCCUCAGGAGACCAUCCGCCACCUCAUCAGGAGCAUGCCCAGGCGUCGUAGGGAGGUCAUACAGGCACGUGGAGGCCACACACACUACUGAGCCUCAUUUUGACUUGUUUUAAGGACAUUACAUCAAAGUUGGAUCAGCCUGUAGUGUGGUUUUCCACUUUAAUUUUGAGGGUGACUCCAAAUCCAGACCUCCAUGGGUUGAUAAAUUUGAUUUCCAUUGAUAAUUUUUGUGUGAUUUUGUUGUCAGCACAUUCAACUAUGUAAAGAAAAAAGUAUUUAAUAAGAUUAUUUCAUUCAUUCAGAUCUAGGAUGUGUUAUUUUAGUGUUCCCUUUAUUUUUUUGAGCAGUGUAUUAUAAAGAGACUACCAGACCAGAGAGAGAUCCCUUAUGGGUCUUCUCCUUUCAGGUUUCAUCAUUGGUGUCCUCAGAUACCUGCAGCUGAAGCCCCGGGUCCACAAACCCUGGCUCAAUAUUGGCAGUCUGGUGGCCCUGUCCCUGGCCUGCUUCGGCAUGACCUUGGUGGGAAACUUCCAGGUAGGAGUCACUGGCUCCGUCCAGGAAAAAAAACCUUCAGCCCCUAGACACUUCCCCUAGUCCCUAACCCAGCGUUUCUCAAACUCGGUCCCCCCCCAAGGGGUGCACAUUUUGUUUUUUGCCCUAGCACUACACAGCUUAUUCAAAUAAUCAACUAAUCAUCAAGCUUUGACUAUUUGAAUCAGCUGUGUAGUACUAGGGCAAAAACCUAAAUGUGCACCCCUUGGGGUCCCCAGGACUGAGUUUGGGAAACGCUGCCCUAACCCCUAGACCAGGGCUCUCCAACCCUGUUCCUGGAGAGCUACCCUCCUGUAUGUUUUCACUCCAACCCUGUUCCUGGACAGCUACCCUCCUGUAUGUUUUCACUCCAACCCUGUUCCUGGAGAGCUACCCUCCUGUAUGUUUUCACUCCAACCCCAGUUGUAACUAACCUGAUUCAGUUUAUCAGGUGCGCUAAAUUAGGGUUGGCGCACCUGCCCUAGACUGUCCCUGGCCUACUUCGUAGGAGUCACUAGUCUGACACAAUCCCUAGCCCCAAAAUGUUUGGGAACCCCUGAUAAAAUCUACAAAAACCUCAACUUGGUUUGCAGCGAUAAUCAGAUGUUUGUCAGAGGGUGUAGCUGGGUCACAGUAAUGAAAUGAAACAGAUAAGAGCAAUGUCUGUUGUCUGUCUGUAAUGUGUCUGGUCCAGCUGUCAAAUGACGAGGAGCUCCACAACAUUGGGACGUCCAUGACGUUUGGCCUGGGGACGUUGUUCUGCUGGGUGCAAUCUGUCAUCACCCUGAAGGUCAACCUGAGGAACGAGGGCCGGAGGGCAGGCAUCCCUCGCUUCCUGCUGUCAGGGGCCGUCACCGCCUGCAUGCUGCUCUGUAUCCUUCCUCUGGCUUGCACCAGGGACUCACUCAUGUCACUUUACAGACGCUCUUAAACAAAGCGACUUACGGUAUGUGGGCUGGAUACAGCUGUAGUGGUGGAAACCUUUGUCACUUAUUCAGUCAUCGUAGAUCAGUGUUUACCACGAAGAAGGAAGCUAGGAAUUACGCAUUUUGAAAGUACGUUUUGUAAAGUGUUUUACCCUUAACCCCCCCGGUUCAGACUUUGCCCUGAUGGCGCAACGUCUUCACAUGCAUGCGGCGCGGGCGCAGUGGGCGCUGGUCAUGUUCUUCCUGGGCUUCCUCGCCACCUUUGCCAUUGAGUUCAGACACUACCACUUCGAGAUCGUCUGCACCGAUGACCGCGACCCGCCUCUCAGCCUGUCAGAAACCUUCUCCGAGGUGUCAGAGUACCAGUCUGACCAGCUAUAG
Molecule: messenger RNA, 4011 nt
Organism: Coregonus sp. 'balchen'
Lineage: Eukaryota; Metazoa; Chordata; Actinopteri; Salmoniformes; Salmonidae
Source: the annotation of a GenBank genome assembly